This is a messenger RNA of Stylophora pistillata, 1441 nucleotides long. RefSeq lists its product as uncharacterized. The record is from RefSeq and is a predicted model, not a curated record. NCBI's taxonomy places the organism in Eukaryota, Metazoa, Cnidaria, Anthozoa, Scleractinia, Pocilloporidae.
AGACACUGCAACUUUUAUUUUAGCAACAGCACUGAAUAUUGAAGGUUUCCUGUGAUGUCUGGACCAUCAAAGGAUUUUGCCUCUCCAAGUGAAGACUCUACAUCACACAAAGGUCAGCAGAACAGGAGACUGAAAGUCACUUUGCUGAGUAGUGAGUGGAGAUCAUCAACUGAUAGAGAAGUUUCCACCAUCGUUAGAGCACUUGCUGUACAGUUAGCCAAGUAUCCUAAUGUGGAAGUUAGUGUGUUUCUUCCUGAGUGCAGCGAAGAGGACAGGAGAAAUGCUACAAGUCUCAAAAUUCAGCUGAUUGAAGCUGAUAAACUGUCUGGCUUUGAACCAAUUCUUUGGUUGUUGUCUUUGCCCAGAAACCAUGAUGUAGACUGUGCCAUAGGUCAUGGGGUGCAUCUUGGCAGACAAAUUCAACUCAUAAAGAGGAAUAAAGACUGUAGAUGGAUUCAAGUUGUUCACAGUGUUCAUGAAGAAGAGGGAAUGUACAAGGACAUUUUCGAAGGAGAACGACUGCAACAAACAGAAGUAGAACUUUGUCAGAUGGCGGAUGAGGUUGUAGCAAUUGGACCCAAAGUGGCAGAGGCCUACACACGCUACCUUAGUUUUGCUAAAGAAGAAGAAACCAUUUUAGAUCUCACCCCAGGUGUCUUCUCAGAAUUUUUUAAUGUAGUGCAAGCCACUGAUGAAAGGAAAACAUUCUGUGUUUUAGUGAUUGGAAGUGGUGACAGCUGCAAAGAUUUCAAUGUUAAGGGAUUCAACAUGGCUGCUGAAGCAAUCCCUGAGUUAAAAGAUCCAUCCUACAAACUGAAGUUUCUAUAUUCACCUAAAGAAAAAGGGGAAGAAAUAGCAGAAAAGUUGCUUCAGCAUGGCAUCAGUCGUAAUCAACUAAUUGUUCGCAACCUUGAUGACAACAGAGAAGCAUUAGCCAACCUGUUCCGUGAGGUGGAUCUUGCCAUAAUGCCAUCAAGGACUGAAGGUUUUGGAUUGCCUGGUCUUGAAGCCUUAUCUGCUGGACUUCCUGUACUUGUCAGUGGUAAUUCAGGACUAAUGGAGAAGCUUUGAAGGAAGUGCUUUUAGGCUCGCAGUGUGUCAUAGACUCAGAAGAUCCAAAAGAUUGGGCAAAAGAAAUCAGAGAUGUGAGGCAAAAACGUAGGAGAGUUCGCCUUUCAGAAGCAAAGCUUCUUCGGGAACAUUAUGCAGAAAAGUAUGACUGGGAGAAGCCUUGUACUGUCCUUGUGAAAAAGAUGGAGACACUUGCAUUUGGUAAAAGUUUUCCUUCACAGUAACAAUUUUAUGCUGUUACAAUUAUUAAACAGGGAAUUGAUAUCAUUUUCAACGUACUAGUUUGGCAUGAAAGUUUGAUUGAUCUCUGUCAUUUAUUAGAUAGUGGCUCUUUUGAUAAUUAUAGGGCACAUCCUUAUUUGGUCAUUAG